Molecule: messenger RNA, 288 nt
Organism: Protopolystoma xenopodis
Lineage: Eukaryota; Metazoa; Platyhelminthes; Monogenea; Polystomatidea; Polystomatidae
Source: the annotation of a GenBank genome assembly
AUCGUUCAAUUGCUCAACACGUUGUAUACUUUGUUUGAUGAGAUAAUCGAGAGUUUCGAUGUCUACAAAGUGGAGACUAUCGGCGAUGCCUAUAUGGUGGCUUCUGGGCUACCAGUGCGGAAUGGUCAUCGACACGUGGUGGAGAUUUCAAGAAUGGCGAUGGCAUUCCUUAAGACGUGUCUCAUUUUUGAGAUCCCCCAUCAGCCAAGCCGGCGACUUGACCUUCGAAUUGGCAUCCAUUCAGGUAGGGAUGCAUUAAAUUCUGUCCUGUUUGUGCCGGAGUUGUAG